Messenger RNA from Arabidopsis lyrata subsp. lyrata, 1383 nucleotides. RefSeq lists its product as uncharacterized. The transcript has 4 exons. The record is from RefSeq and is a predicted model, not a curated record. NCBI's taxonomy places the organism in Eukaryota, Viridiplantae, Streptophyta, Magnoliopsida, Brassicales, Brassicaceae. Bases 1 to 1383 code for a protein of 460 amino acids.
AUGGCUCCCAACUUUCUUCGAUACGUUCUGAGCACCCUCACUGUUUCGGCAGAAGUAGGGUUUUCCCUCUCCACCAGCGAACUCUUAGGGCUAUUUCGAGCCCGUGAAUCCGCAGCAGCGGACUCACCCCCUCGAUCCUCCUCCCGAGGAGAAAGACGUCUCGAGCCUGAAAUCAAGGCUCUUAAGGAUCAGCUAUCCGAAAUCAGGAGAAAGAAAUGGAUAGCUGCAAUCUCCAGGGUUGGUAACUUCCACAAAAAGACCCUCUUGGUUGAUGAUGGUUCAUUAGAAGCAGCCCUGUCAGCCGCGGUGGAUACUCAUGGAGCCGAGAUCCUUAACGAUCCUCCAGUUGCCACCGUAAUUUGCCCUUCCGAACCAGGGCGUGAGGGAGAAAUAACCUCCUCUAGCCCUCUACGUUCUGUUUCUCCCUCUUCAGAACCUUUAAACUCCGAGCUCCCUCUUCCGGGAGACAGAGUAAUUUCAGAGGAAAUAGAUGAGCCGAGACCGGAGGCUCCCCUAUCUCAAGGACUGAGUGUUAGGACUCAAAAUCCUUUACCCACUUCGAUUUCAGGCGGAGAAGAGAUUGGAGACAUCUUCCGAAGUUUCCAAACCAGGGAAGGGGCGUCCCUUCCUCCUUUUUCGGUUUGGAGGCCGGAAAUCCGUCAGAUGUUCGCCAAUCGAGCUUGCUACCUAUCCCAUGCGUUUAUGGAGACUAAUGGAAUGAUCUUCCAUUAUGAGAACCUUCUUCAUCAAGCGAAGAGAGAGACUGCAAAGGCUAAGAAGGAGGUUGAUGAACUUAGAUUAGCCAACCAAUCUGAGCGACUUGAGCGGGAAAAAACACUCGAGUCAUCUUUUGAAAAUAUGAAGAAAACUCUAGCAGCUAACGAGCAACGCAUCAGAAUUGCGAAUGCUGAAAGAGAUUCUGCGAGGUCUAAUGCUCUUCGCUUGGAGGCUGAGCUAGAGGAGAAUACGGCUUUGUUCGAAGAAGCAAAUCAAGAGAUCGAGCUUUUAACUAGGAACAGGGCUCGCAAUAUCGUUGAAGCCGAACAAAAUGCUCGAGAAGAGAUGAGGGGAUUCGGUAGGCAACUUAUUCAAUCUGUUACGAAGUUCAUCAAGGACGAAGUGGUCUGGACUAAACUUCUAACAGAUCGAGCCGAACUGAAGAGAAAUCUAGACCUGAUUAAGGAACUAGAGGCUGGAAGAGUUUCUUUCAAGAACGAGAGGAGCGAAGUUGCUGCCGAACUCGCUAUGGUUGAAUCCGAGUUAUCCUCGGCUUCCCGUCCUACUCUCGUUCUGAAACAAUUUUCUUUGGUAUUUGGAGAUUCCCCAUCUCAAUUCGAGGUAGGUGAAGGUUCUCGGCCACAUGAGGGUUCUCCAGAGGUGUAG